This is a messenger RNA of Colossoma macropomum (tambaqui), 2712 nucleotides long. RefSeq names its product protocadherin gamma-A11-like. Gene Ontology annotation, molecular function: calcium ion binding. The coding region runs from base 129 to 2588 and encodes 819 amino acids. The transcript has a single exon. Gene Ontology annotation, cellular component: plasma membrane. Lineage: Eukaryota; Metazoa; Chordata; Actinopteri; Characiformes; Serrasalmidae. The record is from RefSeq and is a predicted model, not a curated record. Gene Ontology annotation, biological process: homophilic cell-cell adhesion.
CAGACGCACAGGCGGGCAUUGCCUCUCAGCGCAAUCGAAUAAUACUUCUUCAAUUUUUUUUUCUACUAUUUUUUCAAAGGAUUUAAUACUGAUUCGGAUAUCAGAACCUGUAUUGUAGCAUUUCCAUCAUGGAUGCCCUUUGUUCUCAUAACGCCCGGAACAUAGGCCCCAUCUCUGGUGUUUGUCUACGGCUGAUGCAGUUUCUCGUCCUGUUUGUCUUUGUUCUGACCGUUGCGCGCGGGCAGGUCCGUUACUCCAUUCCUGAGGAGAUGAAUAAGGGCUCUGUUGUGGGAAAUAUCGUUCAGGAUCUCGGUUUGGAUGUUAAAAGACUGAAAUCUGGUCGAGCGCGGAUCUUCACGGAGGACAGUCGUGAGUACAUCGGUCUAAAUGUGGAUAAAGGGACUCUGGUAGUGAGAGAGAGAAUAGAUAGAGAGCAGCUGUGCGCCCAGGUCACUCCAUGCUCCUUACACUUCCAGAUCAUUCUAGAAAACCCGAUGGAGCUGCAUAGAAUUGAUGUGGAAAUAUUAGAUAUUAAUGAUCAUGCUCCUGUUUUUGCAAGAAAGGAGAUUAACAUUGAUGUUGGUGAGCUAGCACUUCCUGGUGCUCGGUUUUCUCUAGAUAAUGCGCGUGACCCUGAUGUAGGUUUAAACGCAUUGCAGAGAUACACUCUUAAUCCAACAGAUCAUUUUACCUUAAAAGAAUUGUCGCGUAAUGAUGGAACAAAGUAUGUUCAGAUGGUACUUCAAACACCUUUAGACAGAGAGCAACAAGAAGAGCAUAAAUUAAUUCUGACAGCAUUUGAUGGAGGCUCUCCUCAGAAAUCUGGAACAGUUAAAAUAACCGUCAUUGUUAUUGAUGCGAACGACAAUCCUCCCGUGUUCAGUCAGCCAGUUUACCGAGUGUCUUUGCCAGAAAAUGCUCAGAAGGGCAGUAUAGUAGUGACUGUGCUUGCUACAGACAAAGAUAAAGGGCUUAAUGGUGAGGUUACAUAUUCGUUUCCAGAAAACACCGGAAUUGAGGACGUAGACUUGUUCAAUAUUGAUUCUAAUACUGGAGAAAUAAAAGUUAAUGGUCCAUUGGAUUAUGAAGCAUCCAAACAGUACGAGCUGAAUGUCGAAGCUAAAGAUAAGGGCGGACUAACUGAUACCAGUAAAGUGCUGGUUGAGAUCACUGAUGUUAAUGACAAUGCUCCUGUUAUCAGUGUUAUCUCUUUUUCCAAUCCCAUCCCAGAGGACUCCGCCCCGGAGACUGUUAUAGCGAUGCUCAAUAUUAAAGAUAUAGACUCCGGUAAAAACGGACAGAUUAAAUGUUCAGUGAAUUCAGAUUUACCAUUUCGCAUCAAAUCAUCCUCCUCUAAUUUCUAUAGUUUGGUCACCGAUCAGUAUUUAGAUCGUGAGAAGGUUUCAGAAUAUAAUAUAACAAUCAGAGCUACUGAUGAGGGCUCACCUUCAUUCUCUACUAAUAAAACACUGCAGCUUAAAAUAUCUGAUGUCAAUGACAACGCCCCUGUGUUCCAGCGUCAGUCUUACACCGCUUAUGUGAUGGAAAAUAACACACCUGGAGUGUCUAUAUUUGCAGUUACAGCAAGUGAUAAAGACUCUGGUAACAAUGCGCGCAUUUCAUAUUUUCUUGAGGAUGUUCUCGUUAAUGGAGUUUCAGCCUCCACUUAUAUUUCAGUUCAUGCAGAGAGCGGAGAGAUUCUGGCUGUUCGUUCUUUUGAUUACGAGCAAACAAAAGAGUUUAAUAUCCGCGUAAAAGCGCAGGACGGAGGAAACCCACCUCUCAGUAGCAAUGUGAGUGUGAAGAUCAUCAUUCAGGACCAGAACGACAACGCGCCUCAGGUUCUGUACCCAGUCCAGACUGGGGGCUCUGUGGUGGCUGAAAUGGUGCCUCGCUCAGCAGAUGUGGGCUAUCUUGUGACUAAAGUGGUGGCUGUUGAUGUGGACUCUGGACAGAAUGCCUGGCUCUCAUAUAAACUGCAGAAAGCCACAGACAGGGCGCUGUUUGAAGUGGGCGCACAGAAUGGAGAAAUAAGAACUGUGCGCCAAGUGACCGAUAAAGAUGCUGUGAAGCAGAAACUCACUGUUGUAGUGGAGGACAACGGGCAGCCCUCUCGUUCAGCUACGGUCAAUAUUAACGUGGCGGUGGCGGACAGUUUCCCUGAAGUGCUCUCGGAGUUCACUGACUUUACGCACGACAAGGAUUACAACGACAACCUGACUUUCUAUCUAGUCUUGGCCUUGGCUGUAGUUUCAUUUCUCUUUAUCGUCUCCAUCAUAGCCAUACUGUCAGUCAAAUGCUACAGAUGGAGACGUGAGCGGAUGUUUUACAAAUCAGGUGCCAAUCUGCCAGUUAUUCCAUAUUAUCCACCCCUUUACGCAGACGUAGGAGGGACGGGGACUUUACAGCAUGUGUAUAAUUAUGAGGUCUGCAGAACGACUGACUCCAGAAAGAGUGAUCUGAAAUAUGCCAGACCUUCCAGUGAGAGCAUCAUUAGCUUGGAUACCAGUGGAACACAAACACUCACGCAUGCGCAGAGGGGGAAACUGAUAAAUGACUCUGGGGAUCAGGUGAGAUAUAGUCAUUGAGGUCCUGAAUUAUGUUCAUUACUAUCUUUAAAGUACGUUAAACAUCUUUUCUUAUAACACUGCCAUAUUUUUCACAUAUAAAAGUCGUUCAUUUAUUCAUUUAUUGAUUUUAAUCUGAUGAAAU